Onychomys torridus (southern grasshopper mouse) is the source of this 1116-nucleotide messenger RNA. RefSeq names its product ninjurin 2 (gene Ninj2). The record is from RefSeq and is a predicted model, not a curated record. The transcript is spliced from 5 exons. Lineage: Eukaryota; Metazoa; Chordata; Mammalia; Rodentia; Cricetidae. Gene Ontology annotation, cellular component: membrane. The coding region runs from base 425 to 745 and encodes 106 amino acids. Gene Ontology annotation, biological process: tissue regeneration; cell adhesion.
AGCAGGUCUGUCUUGCAGCGGCACUGUCUCCCACCCCAGAAAAGCUGCAGGCACAGACUGCCCGGCUGAAGAGCCCACGCAAACUACAGGCACUCCGAGGAGGAAAGAAGCCGGAGGGCAGCAAGAUGGAGUCAGACCGAGAAGUCAUCCACCUUCAAAUGGCCUCAUUUCCAUACUCACCACCCCAGUAUGGCUGCCUAGACUGACUCCAGGCUGACCUCUGUGCUGCUCCCAUUAUGUCCUUCUGAAGUACGACUGUGUGAUAAAGCAGGUGGCACAGGUUUGUAAAACCCACUGAGGAGGCUGAGGCAGGAAGAUCACAAAUUCAAGGCCUACUGGACACAGACGCGGGCAUGCCAAUGCCCGAGGGAACCAGCCUCUCAAUCUGAACCAUUAUGCCACCAAGAAGAGUGUGGCGGAGAGCAUGCUGGAUGUGGCGCUCUUUAUGUCCAACGCCACGCGGUUGAAAGUGGUGCUGGAGCAGGGGCCAUCCCUAGAGUACUACACCACCCUCGUCACCCUGAUCAGUGUCUCCCUGAUUCUGCAAGUAGUCAUUGGCGUUCUUCUUGUGGUCAUCGCCAGGCUGAACCUGAAUGAGGUAGCAAACCAAUGGCGUCUAAACCAGCUCAACAACGCUGCCACCACCCUGGUCUUCAUUACCGUGGUCAUCAACAUUUUUAUCACUGCUUUCGGGGCACACAAGACAGGCUCCAUGGCUGCCAGGACCUCCAGCAAUCCUGUUUAAUCCCUACCUAGGUCCCAGGAACCGGGUCUGGACCUGCUUCAGCCCUUGUCCCUGACAGGCUAGCUAGCACUUUCUGCAGCCUCCAGGAGAGCUUCAAGAGCAAUGAAGUCGCCCCUGUCUCCUGCCCACAGCACCUGGAUUCAGUUGUGCAGCUUUACAGGGUGAUGUAAUCGCACCUUGCUCUGGAGGCCUGAGCUCAGCCUCUGCAACAGGCACUCUAUCCUCCAGCCACAGUAACUGGGUCUGCGAAUCAGAGUCUACAUGGCCUGCAGACUCUGGUUCCACUGCAUUCCUACCCUCUGUGCUAAGCCUCAGUUUUCCCUUUCUGCAAAAUGGGAGUCUAUCUAUAAAGAUAUCUGAAAAUCCACCAA